AUGACGACGGCCAUCUCUGUCUUCUUCGGGGAGACAGCCUCGGCCUUCUACUGCGCCUCCCAGACCUCUACGUCGCCCAGGCCGCUCGACAACUGUGUCGCGCUCUUCUCCCUAGUCUUCUUCUUGGCCGUCCACAGCGCCGGCAGGGCCUGCUUCAGCCUCGUCUACGUCGACCUCAUCACCCCGGCCUCCCGGGGCUGCUGGUCUCGCUUCACCAUCAUGUUCCGCCGCUUCCGCGGGUCGCGCUUCGGCGUCGUCUCGGUCCCUGCCGCCAUGGUCGAGCUCCUCGAGUUCCUCGGGAAAGCCAUAGCCUACGCCUACCACCCGAACCGCAUCCUAGCCCCCGAUGGGCUGAUGCUCCCUCCGGAGCUCCACGGCCGCGCGUCUGGCCCUCGGGUCUUGGCCUGGAUCCAUAAGAGCGAUCAGAGGGAUAGGGAGUCUGCCACAUCUGUUGCUGCCGCUGUUGAUACUUCCGCCGAUACUCCUCUGAUGAAGAGGGCCCCUGACAACGAUAUAGAAAAGGGAGUCGACGACGGCGACUACGACGAGGACGGUAGCAGCUACAACCGCAAUAGCAGCUACAACCACGACGACGAUAACAGCCACGGAGACAGCUAUAUCAGUUACAAUCGCAGUGACAGCAACGAUGAGAAAGACAUGUCUUGUUCUCUCCACGCCAUCUCACCUGGAAAGACAAGCGACGGGCUGGACAAAGAAAAAAGAAAAAAGAACGCCGAGCACGACAGCUUCAAUUCCAGGGCCAUCAGGACACUCACACGAGGCCCACGUUAUUGA
Geosmithia morbida is the source of this 795-nucleotide messenger RNA. RefSeq lists its product as uncharacterized. Lineage: Eukaryota; Fungi; Ascomycota; Sordariomycetes; Hypocreales; Bionectriaceae. The coding region runs from base 1 to 795 and encodes 264 amino acids. The transcript is spliced from 2 exons. The record is from RefSeq and is a predicted model, not a curated record.